This is a messenger RNA of Cloeon dipterum, 1426 nucleotides long. RefSeq names its product Peroxisomal Membrane Protein 34 (gene PMP34). The transcript is spliced from 8 exons. NCBI's taxonomy places the organism in Eukaryota, Metazoa, Arthropoda, Insecta, Ephemeroptera, Baetidae. Gene Ontology annotation, cellular component: peroxisomal membrane. Gene Ontology annotation, biological process: transmembrane transport. Gene Ontology annotation, molecular function: coenzyme A transmembrane transporter activity; AMP transmembrane transporter activity; FMN transmembrane transporter activity. The coding region runs from base 184 to 1128 and encodes 314 amino acids. The record is from RefSeq and is a predicted model, not a curated record.
GCGCCACUGUUUUAUGUUUUUGCCUGCUAAGUCUCGGUGCGGAGUCGGCAGCUGACUUUAUAAUUUCAAUUUUGCCUCCCGUGAGCAUGCUGAGUUAAGUUUUCAAGGCUGAUCAGUUAAAAAGCCCCUUUGCCGAUUGUUUCGGCCCUUUCGUCGGCACUGGGAAGGACCAUAACCGGCAAAAUGUCGCACUCAAAACCGUCCGGCCUCAGUAACCUCUUUACCUACAAAACUUUGGUCCAUGCCAUCGCAGGAGCUACGGGUAGCGUUGUGGCUAUGGCCACCUUCUACCCUUUGGACACCGUGAGAUCGCGUCUGCAAUUGGAGGAGAAACGAGAGUCAAAGAACACGGUCGAGGUGAUCAAGGAGCUUGUCAACGAUGAAGGAUUCCUCACCUUGUACCGCGGAAUGGUUCCUGUUUUGAAGAGUCUGUGCUGUUCCAACUUUGUCUACUUCUACACUUUCCACGGAUUCAAGUCAAUGCGAGCCAAGUCGUCACAGCAAAGUGCAGGCCGAGACCUAAUGCUUGCUGCUCUUGCAGGAGUCGUAAAUGUGUUUGUCACAACCCCACUCUGGGUGGUGAACACCAAGCUGAAGAUGAAGGGUAUCGGUGCUGGCAGCGGUGGGCAUGGCGGGGCAGAAGUGCCUUUUGACGGACUGAUUGAUGGUCUGAGUUACAUUGCGCGCACGGAGGGCGUGCUGGCCCUGUGGAAGGGAACAAUGCCCUCGCUGAUCCUGGUGACGAAUCCAUCGCUGCAGUUUAUGGCAUAUGAGUCCAUUAAGAGGCGCCUGAUGGCUGGCAAGGAAGUGGGCGCGCAGCUUGGCUCUCUAACAGUCUUUUUGGUCGGUGCUAUGGCCAAGGCAAUCGCCACUGUCGCCACCUAUCCACUACAGAUUGUCCAGGCGAAACUCAGGCAUGGACACAACUAUCCAAACUUGAGGAAAAAUGCGAACAUGUUUGAGCUCUUUAUCUACAUCAUCAAGAUUCACGGUGUGAAAGGACUGUUCAAGGGCAUGGAAGCGAAAAUUCUGCAGACGAUUUCGACCGCGGCGCUCAUGUUUGUGGCUUACGAGAAAAUCGCAGCUGUUGUAUUCCAGAUUCUACUCAUGCAGAAAAAAUCGCAGUAAAACGCUGCCACUGCGAUGAUGUGUUGCUUCAUUAGCCAGCCGCAUUUUUCUUCCAGGAUGCAUUCUUUAAGAUCAGUAUUCUUUGCUGGUUAAUGCAAGUGGCGCGCUGAUGUUUGAUAUUGUUUGCUAAUUUAAGGUUGUCCGCGCCAAUCUUGCCAAAGAGCACACACUAUUAUUAAUACGAAAUUUGUUACGUUAUACUGUGAUGUUAGAAUUCCUUCUCUUUGGACAACUUUUUGUUAAUUGCUCAUAAUUUUUAUUGUUAUAUUCCUAGGGAAUUAAAAACCAGUUAUUUAGA